Prosopis cineraria is the source of this 1695-nucleotide messenger RNA. RefSeq names its product protein TUNICAMYCIN INDUCED 1-like. Lineage: Eukaryota; Viridiplantae; Streptophyta; Magnoliopsida; Fabales; Fabaceae. The record is from RefSeq and is a predicted model, not a curated record. Bases 85 to 1695 code for a protein of 536 amino acids. The transcript is spliced from 5 exons.
AACUGGAUAUAACACUAUGGCGUUUAGCCGUUUGCGCACUGGUCACCACCUUGCCCCCACGCAGGUACAGGCAUCCAGACGACGAUGAUAAUUGGUUGCGUCUCGGUCGUCUUCAUUCUUCUUCUUCAAAUUCUUGUGUUCCAUCCUCCUCCUGUUAAGCCCUUUCCUUCUGACUCCAAUGCUUCAUCCAUUUUGCAGGACGUUUUAAAGGUUAUUUCGGCCAAACAGAAAUGGGAUUUCGACGGUGUUAGAGUUUCCAAGUUCGAUGUUGGCAAGGUUCGAUUCAGCGCCUCCAUCAAAUAUGAGUUUCGAAUCGGGUUGGGCAGGAAUCAUUUGCUCCUCAGAUCUUCGGACCAAGUUGGGUCUUGGAACAAGUUUAGAAAGUCCAAAUCCGACCUAGGGUCUCUGAUUCGUCAAGUUAGCUCACUUGCUGUGCUUGAUACCUUCAAAUUGGAGGGUCCAUUUGAGUUAGGGGUCGAUGGACAUCACCAACUGACUCUGUCCCUGCCGAUGAACAUCUCGUAUAGUGGUUUGAAACACAUCCUUGUUGGUGAAGGCAUCACAUUAGAAGUGAAAGGAGCGCAAGAAGUCUCCCUUUUUCAUUCAUCAGAUAUUGAUCAGCAGACAAAUGGAAGCGCUGUGUUUAGCAAGGGGAAGAUUGGUUUUGGGCCCUUUAUGCAAUCAAUGUGCAUGCCUUUAAUUCCUAUCCGCAUAUUGGGCUCUGCAUCAUUAGUUGCCUACAGAGCACGGAAUCCUGAUGUGUACAUAGAAAAUACAUAUAUUUCGGGGGACACAAUUGAGCUGCUCCCAGAAAAAUGUUACCGGGGUCUUGUGCACAGAAAGCGAGCAUGCCCAAUUAAUUCCUUUAGUUUGAGAUUAAGCAUGUUGGAAAAAAUUUUUAGGAGCCUUCUGGGUCGUAGGAUCCUUCAAAAUCAGGUUUCUCGUUUGGUCAAAGCUAAUGUUAAAGCAUCAUCUAAUGUUAGAUUCUCCAUAGAGUUGGAAAGGGUAGUUGGGAGCAAUAUCACUGUCAAUGGUACACUGCCCAAGUGGAGAACAAGGCCCAGUGUAGAAAGAGAUUGGUUUCAGGUAUGGGCCAGAGUUGAGGGCGACAGGCUAAAGCCCCUCAUGGUCAAGAAAUCAAAGCCUUUUAUCGAAUCAGAUUCAGUUUCGUGGGGUAAUUUGAUGUCCAACAUGUCCUUUACAAAGUUGCGAUCUGUGCUUGUUCCUCCAGAGGCUCUUACAUUGGAUGUUAAAUGGGGUAGGAUAGUGAUGAAUUUCAAUCCUCAUCUUAAACGCCUGUUCCUGCCUUUUUGGCGCUUGAUGAACAAUAGCAUCUGCUUAUUGCAUUUGGCUGAAAGUUCUCCCUUAGUUAAUGGUGAUCGAGAAACCAAAAGCAAACAAGUAAACAAGAACCAGAGAUCUAAACUAAACCAUGGUCAUCUCAAGGGUAUCUCGGGGAUGGCCUUGCUUGUCUUCCACCUUUUUGUAUCUAUACCAAGAAGCACAAACCAAGUAAAACCCAAAAUUAAGGACGCUCAACGCAGACAACAGCCAGUAGAAGUAGUUAAGCUUGUCUCUGUUGAGGCUAUUACUUGCCAGCCAUCCUCCACUCACUUUGUUAACCACUUCAACCACCACGGUGCUUGUAAAAUAGCCAAAUGCCACAGAACUCUAAGAUAUAGCCGUGCUGAGUGA